AUGUUGGGUCUUGGCGUGAAGCGGAGCUGCAAUGAGGCAGAGGGGCUCACGGUCUAUGUGCCAGAGAAGGCUGAGGUCCAGGUUCAGGGUGGGUCUUACCUGCCUCACCUGCAGCAGCGCCAGCUCGUGCUCAGCCUGUGCCUGGACAAGCUACAGCGCAGUUAAACAGGAGUGGAACUCAGCCUGCACCGUUCAGUGCUGCUGGUGAAUACCUUGAGGCAGAUUCAACAGGACAUGCAGAGGGAAGGGCCAGGUAGUCUUGACCUGUCAGCCCAGUCAUUCUCCCCUGAUGCACCUGCCCACAUACCUGGCCUCUCAGACUUGCCUUUUAAUGAUGUCCACCAUGAUUCCCUCUUCGGUGACAGUAUUUGGGAGGAGGACGGGCCACUCACCUACCCAGGGUGUGCUGAAGGAAACAGGCUGGGUGUCUCCUCGCCGCACCACAUUGCCUACAUCUCCCUCACAGGACAGCUCUUCUGGACACCCCAGAUCCUAAAGCCCCUCGGCACACCUUUGCUCUUCUAAGAGCGAGAUGCCAAACUCCCUGGGCUGCCUCACGGACCUUGCCCUGGAUGGCAUCUUUGAGGACAUUGACACCUUCAUGUACGACUCCUCUGAUCUCCCCUUUGCCUGGGCCGGCUACCUGUCCUGGGCCAGCGAGGUGUCCCCCUGGGGGGACGAGGGACUAAAGAUAUGCUCCAGUAUUAUCUCGGUCAGCACGUUACAGCGGUGUCUGACCGACCUCAAUGAUCUGGACCACAUUAUGGAGAUUCUGGUCAACUCGUGA
Coregonus sp. 'balchen' is the source of this 787-nucleotide messenger RNA. NCBI's taxonomy places the organism in Eukaryota, Metazoa, Chordata, Actinopteri, Salmoniformes, Salmonidae. The record is from the annotation of a GenBank genome assembly.